Funneliformis caledonium is the source of this 561-nucleotide messenger RNA. Lineage: Eukaryota; Fungi; Glomeromycota; Glomeromycetes; Glomerales; Glomeraceae. The record is from the annotation of a GenBank genome assembly.
AUGACUACCAUUCAACAAAAAACAUUAUCUUAUCAACAAACAACUUCUCUUAAAGAAGAAACAAAUAUUGAAAUUGUCUCUUAUGCUGGUGGCGAGUAUUGCUAUUCAAUUGCAAUAGAAAAGCCAACUAAAAGAAAAUGGUUUUUUACUGCUCCUGAUUGGAGGGAAGCUUGUAAUGGUUUGAAUCUUGAAGGGAAAUGCAAAAAUCCCUCUUGUAAUGCUUACAAAAAACUAGUCAUUCAUCAAUGGGGCUUUAAAAAUUCUGGUCUUUUUAGUUAUCAUGAUAAUUCCCAUAAAUGUAAAUAUCCUCUCUAUAACAAACAUCUCAAACCUAUUACUUGUGGUUUUGCUAAUUGUGAAUGGAAAAUAACUGGUUCUAAGAGAGAUGAUAAAGAGGAACCUCCCAAAAAAGUUAAUAGUGGUUGGCAAAUUGCUCUUGAUAAUGGAUAUACUACUUUUGAAGACAAUCUUGUUGAUCUUGCUAUAUGGGAUAACCUUCAAAUUGAAGUUAAAACACUUAGCAAAAAAAGAGCUCAAACACAAGCUGAGUCAUAUCUUUAA